AUGCUUGCCUCCAUGAAGAAAGUAACAACCUCCUUCAUCCCAAAGUGGCAUCUGCAGAUCCUCAGGAUUGACCUUAAUCAUCUGGACAUUGCUUGCGGUAUGACCUCGCCUUCUGUGACACGCUAUUUUAUGCCGCGAACAGACACUCCUAGGAUAGAGAAGAUACGUGCAGAUCCAAGCUGGGAUUGGUUUCUAUCUCAAAAAGGAAACUUCGGAAAAGGAACUCACAGUGCAAACUCUCUACUUCGGCGUGUGUUCAUAUACUACCAGGACUGGAGUAUUCCGGAAUUCUGGCCCAACGAGCUGGAUGGAGCGAAAAGCGAAGAAAUUAAGAAUAACGAGAGCCCUACUGUCCAGGGGUCAGAUCACCCUGUUAACACUAAAGACGAUAAGGUGAGCGAUGGAGAGGGCAAAUCGGAUGAUAAAGAAGUCAGCGAAAGUGAGAAAAUAGACAGUGAGGCAAAAGAAGGGGAAAUUCUGGGCUCUGAAAAACAUGGUGAUAGUGAUGAAGAUUGCGGCAAGAGCGAAGAGAGCGAUGACGAGAAUCGAAAACCAAGGGGUGAAAUCCACGAGAAAAGCAAGCAAAGCGAAAAGACCGACAAGGAAGCCGAUAAUGACCGUGAGAUGGUGAUUGCGAACGCUUUGGACCUGGAUAUUCGCAAUUACAUGACAAAUGACUGGUUAGUCUACUGGGCUCAAAGACUAUACGAUCUCGAUCUCCCAGACAAAAUACACGGAAUCAGUUUUGCCAGAUCAAUGGAGCUAGAUCACCCGCACAAAUGCCAUGCAUGGGCUCUAGUCGAUGUGAUUUCAUGUGGGCACGAUCGCCCCUCAACUGCUGAGCUCAUAGCCUUGGUUAGCUGGGGGUUAAGAGGCAUGUUUGGUCAAAUGGAAUCGCUCGCCAACGGAAUUGAGCCAGAGGAUGUUCAUAUUCUUAGUGAAGUUUUCCCAUGUUUGACCAAAGAUGUUGUGCCCGUGUACUAUACGGUUACUUUGAUGGUAGAUUCCAAGUUCAAUUUACACCGGUCUUGA
This is a messenger RNA of Penicillium expansum, 1032 nucleotides long. RefSeq lists its product as uncharacterized. The record is from RefSeq and is a predicted model, not a curated record. The coding region runs from base 1 to 1032 and encodes 343 amino acids. The transcript has 3 exons. Lineage: Eukaryota; Fungi; Ascomycota; Eurotiomycetes; Eurotiales; Aspergillaceae.